Molecule: messenger RNA, 1690 nt
Organism: Ectocarpus sp. CCAP 1310/34
Lineage: Eukaryota; Phaeophyceae; Ectocarpales; Ectocarpaceae
Source: the annotation of a GenBank genome assembly
AUGUACUUCGUGUAUGGUUGCCCGAAGGUGCUAUCUUUGCGCCCGGAGCCCAAGCGCGGAGAGCAAAUCCUCGAGGUCGCGUUCAACCCGUCCGGGUCCCUGUUUGCUGUAGCGUCCACCUCGCGAUUGUGUCUCUGGUCGGGCGGCAAGGACCAUGUCCCUCUGGGCAUCCUGACGCUCCCGCUGCGUGGCCUAGCAGCCACGAGCCUGCUGUGGAAGAGAGACUCGAGUUUGCUCGGAAUGGUGUCAUCUGCUGGAAAGCUGGUGCUGGUUUCGGUCAAGCGGAGGGCCGGGGCGAGGCCGGCGAGCGAGAGGUUUGCUCUGCCGGAGUGGAUCGAGCCUCAGUCGAACCUCGCUUAAGUUAACACAUGGUUUUUCCCGAAAAAAAGUUAACUUAAGGCGAGGAAGUUAACUUAAAAUUCAGGGGACCACAACUCACCAUCCCCGGGGCCAAUAGAGGCGGUGAAUACCUCAAUAGACGCGCAUUGGGCUCCACUACGUGUUUGACGAGAGAGGAGACUGAAAAAAGUGAGAGGGAGCAUAUUUUUAUGUCCAUUUUACUAAACAACACUAUAACCAAGAUGCUAUGUUGGAACGCUUGAACCCACGCACACAUUUCUCGUCGAUCGCAAUGUACAGCCACUCCUGUGUAGUAGUCUCAUGCGGUCCCACGCAUUCAAGACAUACAUAGGCCACCCCAAACACAGCUCUGGUCGUUUGUACCGCACACUCUACGACCUCCACAUGUCGCGCAGAGUUGCCUGCAGCUCCCCCCCCUCCUUGGCUCGCCGCUUCACUUGAGUUUCGUGAGUGAACGAAUGCACAACUUUCGAGAGCAGGUACUGGGUCUCGCGGUACUCCCCAUCCUUUCCGUUCGCGUACAAGUAGGAGCAAACCUUCUCUAGGCUACCGCGAACUUCGGCCUCUGUCAUCGAAGAUGUUACGCACGACUCUGGUCUACCCCCACCAUCUUCAUCGUCCGUGGAGUCCGGUACCGUGCAUGUAGGCUCCUCGCAUCGUUUUUUGCCAGGCGCAGACGAUGCACCGCUGGAUGGAAGGAAUCUCUCCAUACCCACAGACAGCAGGUGCAGCAGCAGACCUCUUAUUGGCGGUCUACAGAGCAGUGAGAGCACUGCUGCUGCUGCUGGUUUUGAGGGGGUCCGUGGACUGUAUUUUUACCCCCCCUGUAUGCAAUACUUUCUGCGGGGCACCAUGUUUCCGAAAAAAAUUGUUAACUUUACUGGGGGAGUUAACUUAAUUUUCGUUAACUUAAGCGAGGUUCGACUGUACAGGAAAAUGUUCGUCAGCGUUGCAGGUAUGAAGAUGCUCAUUUCACCGUUGAUCCAACUGGUCUCUGCCGUUGGUCUAGGCCCGAAAGCGAGUCUCUGAUUCGAGUCUCGUGUCUGGCCUUUUGUUGUCUUUUUUGCUUUUUUUCAGAUUUUGGAGUAUAUCUUUUUCCUAUCAUUGUUGUUGUUGUUGUUGUUGUUGUUUUUCUUCACAUUAACUCGUGUCAGUCGCUAAUCCCAAAAUCUAGCCAAGACUCGGUCCGUGGUCACAAAAAUGCUAGAGCCAUCAGAAGAUCUUGAAGAACACACACACUAUUAGCAAGGAAUGGGUACGCAAGCCCGAGGAGGUACACCUGCAAUCCCCGCAGCACGUUUGCGUGCUCACAACUGAACUACACGCCCAC